Caenorhabditis angaria is the source of this 3475-nucleotide messenger RNA. The record is from the annotation of a GenBank genome assembly. NCBI's taxonomy places the organism in Eukaryota, Metazoa, Nematoda, Chromadorea, Rhabditida, Rhabditidae.
AUGAGGUUCUGGGGUGCCAGAACAGUUCAAAUUGGGUCUGUCGCUUGGUUUUCAUGGGGAGGUAGCGCCACAAAAACAGACGAACCAUCGAAUAAACUACGAACCUGCCCGAUUCAAGUUCAACAACCAGAACAAGCGCAAAAUGAUGUAUUAUUGAGUAGAACAAUCGUGAAUCAUUUGGAUCGCUCAAACCUCAAACUUCGGCUAUAUCAAUACGAAACAUGUCCGUUUUGCUGUAAAGUUCGCGCAUUUUUGGAUUAUUAUGGUUUUUCGUACGAAAUUGUGGAAGUUAAUCCGGUGACAAGAUCUCAAAUCAAAUUUAGUACGGAUUACAAGAAAGUUCCGAUUGUUAGAAGUGGAGAAACCAAUCUCACUGAAUCUUCUUUGAUUAUUUCACAAUUGGCUACUUAUAUUCAACGACCAGAUAAAUCAUUAAAUGAUAUUAUUGAAAUGUAUCCAGGAGUGAAUUCAACAAAUGAAAAGGGUAAACCUGUAAGUUACCAUGAUAUUUUUUUGUUAAGAAAACGGAAGAAAAGCGAAGAAAACCUAUUCAACACACAAAUCGCCACGAGACCCAACGAAAAACAACAUGUUCCUUUAAGAUAUUAUCGAAAAUCUCCACGCGCUCUACCGAAAUAAACACGCAACGCAGACCGCGUCGCGCCACAACACACACAAAAAGGGAGGGAAUUUGAAUCGUUCCCCUAUUUGUGUGUUGUGGCGCGGCGCGGUCUGCGUUGCGUGUUUAUUUCGGUGGAGCGCGUGGAGAUUUUCGAUAAUAUCUUAAAGGAACAUGUUGUUUUUCGUUGGUUCUCGUGGCGAUUUGUGUGCUUAACCGACCUGAAUAGGUUUUCUUCGCUUUUCUCCUGCACUGUCUUCCGCUUUAGCGGCCGUGUUUGGAUAUCCACGUCAUAGCAUUCCGCGUGGUCGCUAAAGCGGAAGAUCGGGCCGCUGCGCGGAAGCUUGCGGUUUACACUCGCUUCGCUCGAAGGAACAACAAGCCUCCGCUUUAGCGGCCACGCGGAGGCUUGCUGUUCGUUCGAGCGAAGCGAGUGUAAGCCGCAAGCUUCCGCGCAGCGGCACUAGCUUCCGCUUUAGCGGCCACGCGGAGGCUUGCUGUUCGUUCGAGCGAAGCGAGUGUAAACCGCAAGCUUCCGCGCAGCGGCACCAUCUUCCGCUUUAGCGGCCUCGCGGAGGCUUGCUGUUCCUUCGAGCGAAGCGAGUGUAAACCGCAAGCUUCCGCGCAGCGGCACUAUCUUCCGCUUUAGCGGCCACGCGGAGGCUGAGUGUAAACCGCAAGCUUCCGCGCAGCGGCACUAUCUUCCGCUUUAGCGGCCACGCGGAGGCUGAGUGUAAACCGCAAGCUUCCGCGCAGCGGCACUAUCUUCCGCUUUAGCGGCCACGCGGAGGCUGAGUGUAAACCGCAAGCUUCCGCGCUAGCGGCACUAUCUUUCCGCUUUAGCGGCCACGCGGGGAGGAUUGCUGUUCCUUCCGCGUGGCCGCUAAUCCGGAAGAUAAUCGAAAUUUCAGAUGAUUUCCUAUCCCAACCGAUUUUUCAUCAUGAAAGGACAAAUCGAACCCGAAAGCGAUAUGGCAGCAGCCAGGGAAGAACGAGAAUGGCGUGAAUGGGUCGACAAUUGGUUUAUCCAUCUCAUUUCACCAAAUGUCUAUCGAACUUGGGAUGAAUCAUUGGAGACGUUCCGAUGGUUUGAAAUUGUCGGAGAUUGGCAUCGCGCAUUUCCAGCUUGGGAACGUAUUUUGGCGGUUUACAUCGGCGCUGCUGCAAUGUACAUUUUAUCGAAAACUUUGAAGAAGAAGUGAGAAGAUUUUUGAUAAUCAAUUUUUUAAAUUUGAAAAAAAUUCAGGCAUAAUAUCGUAGAUGAACGUGAAGAAUUACGCAAAGCUUGUAGAGAUUUCAUGGCAGCAAUCGGGCCGAAUCGACAAUUUUUAGGAGGAGACAAGCCUAGUUUAGCAGACUUGGUAAAUCAGUUUUCGCGGGAAAAUUUUUGAUGAAACAUACCAAAUCAACCAUGCUGAUCACGAUUCUGAAGUUAAACAUUGUCAAAAAUCGCUGUGAGCACCUUUGGAGCCCAUUUUCUCCAUGUUCCCGCGUGGAAAAUCAACUUUUAUAAUUUGAAUAAGGUUGUUUACCACAUUCGAAACCCUAGAAGCUUUUUAGUUUUUCAAAAAAUAAUUUUUAAAAAUUACAGUUUACACCUGGUUUUUUAAAAAUAUUUUUUGAAAAACUAAAAAGCCGAUAGGUUUUGGAAGGUGGUGAACAAGCUUAUUCAAAUUGUAAAAGUUGAUUUCCCACCCGGGAACAUGGUGAAAAUGGGCUCCAGAAGUGCUCACAGGGAUUUGUGGCAAUUUUUGACUUCAGGAUCGUGAUCAGCAUGGUUGAUUUGGUAUAUUUUGUUAGGAAAUAUCAGAUUUUUUAAAAAUUAUACUUACAAGGGAACCUUUUUUACUCAACACUUCAAAUCUUGAUGAAAUUCUGUCCAUAGACAGCUUUUAGUGUCAUAAGAACAUCCUAAACAUUUUAGGACCUAUGAGCCAAGUUUUGGACUCUCAAAAAUUCAAAAAUUGCCGAAAUUGGCUUAUAAAAGUUAGCAUAACUCAAUAAUUUUUAGGAGAAAUCAAGUUUUUCACGAAAAUUAUUGAGUUAUGCUAACUUUUAUGAGGCAAUUUUUGAACUUUUGAGAGCCUUGGCUCAGAGGUUCUGAAAUUUUUAGGAUGUUCUUAUGACCCCAAAAGUUGUCUAUGGUAUUGUUGGACAUCGACUAAAUGACAUUUUCAGGUUUUUUAAGCAAAUGAUUUGAAAUAUUGGGUUUUAAUUUUAUUCAUAUGAUAGAAUGGUCUAAGACGAACAAAAUGAUAUAAAUUUUGAUGAUUUUAGGUUAUCCUUAAGUGAUUUAGCGACCUUAUCGACUAAAUAUCGACUUAAGGUCGCUAAAUCACUUAAGGAUAACGUAAAUUCAUCAAAAUUUAUAUCAUUCUGUUCGUCUUAGACCAUUCUAUCAUAUGAAUAAUAUUAAAACCCAAUAUUUCAACUCAUUUGCUUAAAAAACCUGAAAAUGUCAUUUAGUCGAUGUCCAACUAUACUUUUUCUAUUAAAAAUCGAAAAAAUUUGAAAAUUUCAUCAAAAAUCAUGCAAAUUUAUGUUUUUACUGUAAAAUAAGUCAAAAUUGUCCAAAAACUAUAGUCUAUGGACAAAAUUUCAUCAAGAUUCGAAGUGUUGAGUAAAAAAGGUUCCCUUGUUAGUUCAAAUCUAUGAUUCUAUGAUUAUCUAUGAUUUUUUUUUAUUUUUUUUCUUUUGCAGAGUCUCUACGGUGCAAUGAAUUCAUUCUACGGUUGUUCUGCAUUCAAAGAAGUGAUUCUAACGGAAAAAAUCGCCGAUUGGUAUUAUCGAAUGGAUAAAGUUGUGAAAAAUCAUGAGGGUCGAAAACAGCUCGAAGUCAGAAGAAAUCAGGUCUAG